Messenger RNA from Nerophis lumbriciformis (worm pipefish), 2279 nucleotides. It is a transcript of the gene nup62l, whose product is annotated as nucleoporin 62 like. Lineage: Eukaryota; Metazoa; Chordata; Actinopteri; Syngnathiformes; Syngnathidae. The record is from RefSeq and is a predicted model, not a curated record. Gene Ontology annotation, cellular component: nuclear pore central transport channel; nuclear pore. Gene Ontology annotation, molecular function: phospholipid binding; structural constituent of nuclear pore. Gene Ontology annotation, biological process: protein import into nucleus; RNA export from nucleus.
AGCAAACGAAGAAGAAAAAAGGCGGACGUUACGUCAUUUCCGCUAGUGUGCUACAAAAAUGAUAUGACGUCGUAAUGAAUGUAAAGCCACGCUUUUAUACUUUGAUGUGUUAGUCGUUCGUUACUUAAAUGUAAUGCGAACUAACACGCGGGACACUUUUCACCACUUCCGCCAUCGACAAAGCCAACAUUGGAUUCAACUCUGAGGAAGUUGGAGACGAGUGACCCGCCAAAAAAAAGCUAGCGAGGUUCGUGACCAUUUUGUUUCUUUGGAGUGAGCAACCAUGAGCGGCUUCAACUUCGGCCAGCCCACCGGGGGCUUCACUUUCGGGGCUCCGAACACGACAGCCACGGCGGCGCCCACCGCAGGGUUUGGUCUGCCGUCGGCCGCGCCAGCAGCCGCCGCCGGAGGUGGCUUCGCAUUCGGGUCAGCCCCCCAGAUGGGUGCCAGUAACCCCACCGGCGGCUUUAGCUUCGGUACCCCGGCAAAGAGCACCGUGCCCAGCGGCAGCCUCUCGUUCGGGACCCCCACCACCACCACCUUUAGUCUGGGCUCAGCUCCACAAACCACGACCGCGGCACCGGGUGCAGGUCUCACGCUGGGCUCCGCCGCCGCGGCCCCGGCUGCGUCGUCAGGGUUCGGCCUGAUCCCAGGCUUGACGGCCUCGGCUGGAGGAGGCUUCUCUUUUGGUGGUGCCGCCGCCCCACUUCAGCCCCAACCGACAGCGCCACCUGCGACGGCAGCAGCCGCGACUGCAGCUGCACCUGGCGGGGUCUCGUUCGGAGGCUUCAGCUUCGGCGGCACCAAGGUCCAGGUCACCACAGCCGCACCCACCGCCGCCGUCCCAGGGGGAGGCUUUGCUUUUGGCUCCACUGCUCCCUCAAACCUCACCAUGGGUGCCCCGCCUGCCGCCACCACCGCACCCCCAGGGGGAGGCUUUGCCUUUGGCUCCACUGCGCCCCCAAACCUUACCCUGGGUGCCCAGCCUGCCACCACCACUGCACCCUUAGCUGCUUUGGGUGGAGGUUUCGGCAUGGGGAUCAAACCCUCAUCCACCCCAGCGCCCCCCGUAGCCUCCCAGGCCGCUUCAUCAGUCGCCCCCUCUCUUUUUACGACCCCCGCCGCCACAACUGCCCCUGCUCCUGCAGCUGGAUCUGGCUUUUCUUUCGGGGCAGCUCCGACUUCAACUGCAGCUCCCGCGGCCGCCACCACCACCACAGCCAGCGCAGGUCUGUCGCUUACGCUCAAGCCUCUGGGAGCGGCAACCGCCACCUCCAUUGUCGCUCCAGUCCCCGCAGCCACAACCGGGUCCUCCACCACGGGCUUCUCGCUGGCGGUCAAGCCGCAGUCCAUCACGAGCGCCGCCGCCACCACAGCCCUGACUACAGCAGCCAUCGCCCUUGCAACCGCCGCCCCUGCUGUAAUGACCUACGUGCAGCUGGAAGGUCUCAUAAACAAGUGGAGCCUUGAGCUGGAAGACCAGGAGAGACAUUUCCUGCAGCAGGCCACUCAGGUCAACGCCUGGGACCGCAUGCUGGUGGAGAACGGCGAGAAGAUCACGUCCCUGCACAAGGAGAUGGAGAAGGUGAAGCUGGACCAGAGGAGGCUCAACCAGGAGUUGGACUUCAUCCUGUCCCAGCAGAAGGAGCUGGAGGACGUGCUGUGUCCACUGGAAGACACGGUGAAGGAGCAGAGCGGCACCAUCUACAUGCAGAACGCGGACGAGGAGCGCGAGAGAACCUACAAGCUGGCGGAGAACGUGGACGCGCAGCUGAAGAGGAUGUCUCAGGACCUGAAGGAGAUCAUCGAGCACCUGAACACGUCCAGCGGCCCCGCAGACACCAGCGACCCGCUCCAGCAGAUCUGCAAAAUCCUCAACGCCCACAUGGAUUCACUCCAGUGGAUCGACCAGAAUUCAGGGCUCCUGCAAAGACGAGUGGAGGAGGUGUCGAAACUGUGCGACAACCAGCGUAAGGAGCAGGAGAAGACCUUCCGUUUAACCUUUGACUGACCCACACAAACAUUUUAUUGACAAAAAUGUAUCUUCGGUAUUUUUGCCGUCGUGGUCAGUCAGACCAAAAGUGUUGAUCACUGUUUGUGUCGGCCUUCUUUCUCACGUCCUUUUCAACGCAGCUCGCUUUUUCAUAGAUAACUGAAGAAAAUGUUUGAUGUCAUAAAAAAUAUUCAAGGAAUGUAAUGCAGUGUUUUCUCAGUGAAUAAAGCAACACCACGAUGGGCAAACAUGAAUUCAUUGACUGGCUAAAUGAACUAAAAACUUC